Molecule: messenger RNA, 1142 nt
Organism: Dendronephthya gigantea
Lineage: Eukaryota; Metazoa; Cnidaria; Anthozoa; Malacalcyonacea; Nephtheidae
Product: CD151 antigen-like
Exons: 7
Coding region: 115-876 (253 amino acids)
Cellular component (GO): membrane
Source: RefSeq, a predicted model, not a curated record
UAAACUCGAUUAGGGUUGACCGGAAUGAAAAGAACGCAACAGCCAUAACUGGGAGUGUUUGUAGUCAGAUUGUUAUUUCUGUUAUUUACUGUGGGUAAAUAUCGAUAAUUUACUAUGAAGGAGAACGCUUGCUUCAACGUGAAAUGUCUAAAGACUAUUCUUUAUGUUCUUAUCUUUCUAUUCUGGUGUGCUGGGGUGACCUUAGUAGGCGUUGGAAUAUGGACAUUGGUUGACAGAUUUGAAUAUAGUAGUCUGUUAGGAAGUGAUAAUUACAUCAUAGUAGUUUCGUUAAUGAUCGUAGCUGGUAUUGUGGUCAUAAUUGUUGGCUUCCUGGGAUGCUGUGGUAGCAUCAAAGAUAACAGAUUUAUGCUUAUUGCUUUCUUUGUUAUGGUAGUUUGUGUGUUCUUGGUGGAAUUAUCGGCUGGUAUUGUCGCUUUUGCUUAUAGAGGCCAGCUUGAAAAUGAAUUAGAAGACAGUUUCUUGAAUGCAAUGAAUAAAUAUGCAAUCGACGAUAAGGAAACAAAAGCAAUCGAUAAAGCACAGGAAAAGUACUGGUGUUGUGGAGCCACGAGAUACUAUCAGUGGAAUGAGACUGUUUGGUUUAAUCUUGGUAGUGGAAAUGGAAAUAAAACGUUAGCUGGUAGCAGUGAUAAGUUAAAAGUUCCUGACAGCUGUUGUAAACCACCAAUAGUGGAAGGCUGUGGUGAAGUGACUCAUCCCUCUAAUAUCAACUACAAGGGUUGCAUUCAGAAGUUAUCAGAAUAUAUCGAGGACCAUCUACUUAUACUGGGCGCUGUUGGACUUGGAGUUUCAAUACUACAACUUCUUGGAUUAAUAGUCACAGCGUUGCUUAUCCAUCUCGUGGAAGAAUACUAAAGUCGUCCAAGAAUUACAGAAAUGAACAGUUUUAAAUAAGAAGUGUUUGUAUAUUUUUCUUAGUUAUAAAUAGGAUUAACUUUUUAAAAAUGGAAAUGUUAUUUUAAAGACUCUUGUAGAUCUAGGUUAAUAAGGUACUGACUAUCUAAGAACAUUUGUACAUUACCUGGAAAUACUUUAACCGUUUUUAAAAGGCCCUGUUACACGGUGCAACUUUUCUUGCAACUUGCAAUGCAAUUCUACUUUUGAGAGAUGUAUAUUUGGGA